CCCCCCUCCGGUCUUCCUUGCGGUCCACCGGUCCGCGCGCCCAGAUCCGCCGCCGAGCCGGGAUCGGAGGCAACAGUGCGGCCAAGGGGGGCGCGGCCGGGGACCAGCUGGGGGCAGGGUGCCCGGGCCGGGGGGGCGGUGACCCGGCGGCAGCGCUGGCGGGAGGACAGACCCGCGAGCCUCUGAGAGGAAUAUAAGAGUGCAGACCCCGAGGGGACGCGAGACUGACGGGGGCUGGGGGCCAGAAACUUAUCGGCGCUGCCGGACUCAACGACGCGGCCCGCGGUGGCGCGGGCAGCAGGUGAACAGGUCCUCACCCCCAGCCCCGCACCCUCACGCGCUCUCGCCCCGGCCCUCCCGCUCCCGCUCGCAGCCAUGGACCCCGGCCCCCGCCGCGCCUCCUGCGUCCGGCGCCCAAUGCUCUGCGCGCUCGCCUUGAUGGUGGCCGCCGGGGGCCGUGUCGCCUCCGCCUUCAACCUGGACACCCGAUUCCUGGUGGUGAAGGAGGCCAAGAACCCGGGCAGCCUCUUCGGCUACUCGGUCGCCCUCCAUCGGCAGACGGAGCGGCAGCAGCGCUACCUGCUCCUGGCUGGUGCUCCCCGGGACCUCGCCAUGCCUGAUGGCUAUACCAACCGGACCGGUGCUGUGUACCUGUGCCCACUCACUGCCCACAAGGAUGACUGUAUGCGGAUGGACAUCUCCGAGAAAAGUGACCCUAACCAUCACAUUAUUGAGGACAUGUGGCUCGGGGUGACUGUGGCCAGCCAGGGCCCUGCGGGCAGAGUCCUGGUCUGCGCCCACCGCUACACCCAGGUGCUGUGGUCAGGGUCGGAGGACCAGCGACGCAUGGUGGGCAAGUGCUACGUGCGGGGCAAUGACCUCCAGCUGGACCACACUGAUGACUGGCAGACCUACCACAAUGAGAUGUGCAACAGCAACACGGACUACCUGGAGACCGGUAUGUGCCAGCUGGGCACCAGCGGUGGCUUCACCCAGAACACCGUGUACUUCGGCGCGCCGGGUGCCUAUAACUGGAAAGGAAACAGCUACAUGAUUCAGCGGAAGGACUGGGAUUUAUCCGAAUAUAGUUAUAAGACCCAGGAGGACCAAGGAAACCUCUAUAUUGGGUAUACCGUGCAGGUGGGCAGCGCCGUCCUGCACCCCAAGGACAUCACGAUUGUGACAGGAGCCCCGCGGCACCGACAUAUGGGCGCUGUCUUCUUGCUGAGCCAGGAGGCAGGCGGGGACCUUCGGAGGAGGCAGGUGCUGGAGGGCACGCAGGUGGGCGCCUACUUUGGCAGCGCCAUUGCCCUGGCAGACCUGAACAAUGAUGGGUGGCAGGACCUCCUGGUGGGCGCCCCCUACUACUUCGAGCGGAAAGAAGAAGUAGGGGGUGCCGUCUAUGUCUUCAUGAACCAGGCAGGCACCUCCUUCCCUGCCCACCCCUCCCUCCUUCUUCACGGCCCCAGUCGCUCUGCCUUUGGCUUCUCCGUGGCCAGCAUUGGUGACAUCAACCAGGACGGAUUCCAGGACGUUGCUGUGGGAGCCCCAUUCGAGGGCUUGGGAAAGGUGUACAUCUACCACAGCAGCUCCAGCGGGCUCCUCAGACGGCCGCAGCAGGUGAUCGACGGGGAAGAGCUGGGACUGCCUGGCUUGGCCACCUUUGGCUACUCACUGAGUGGCCGGAUGGACGUGGAUGAGAACUUCUACCCAGACCUGCUAGUGGGGAGCCUGUCAGACCGCAUUGUGCUGCUGCGGGCACGGCCUGUCAUCAACAUCCUCCACAAGACCUUGGUGGCCAGGCCAUCCGUGCUAGACCCUGCGUUCUGCACAGCCACCUCCUGCAUGCAGGUGGAGCUGUGCUUUGCCUACAACCAGAGUGCCGGGAACCCCAACUACAGGCGAAACAUCACCCUGGCCUACACCCUGGAGGCCGACCGGGACCGCCGACCGCCCAGGCUUCGCUUCGCCCGCAGUCAGUCUGCCGUCUUCCAUGGCUUCUUCUCCAUGCCAGACACGCACUGUCAGAAGCUAGAACUGCUCCUGAUGGACAACGUCCGCGACAAACUCCGCCCCAUCAUCAUUUCCAUGAACUACUCAUUACCUUUGCGGAUGCCUGAGCGCCCCCGGCUGGGGCUGCGGUCCCUGGACGCGUACCCGGUCCUAAACCAGGCACAGACCCUGGAGAACCACACCGAGGUUCAGUUCCAGAAGGAGUGCGGCCAGGACAACAAAUGCGACAGCAACUUGGACAUGAAGGCGGCCUUCGUAUCGGAGCUGGGGCAACCUCUGAGCAGGCUGCACUACAGCAAAGACGUCCGGAAGCUACACUUGAGCAUCAAUGUGACCAAUAUCCGGAGCAGGGAGCGGACUGGGGAAGACGCCCACGAGGCGCUGCUCACCUUGGCCGUGCCUCCCGCCCUGCUGCUGUCCUCAGUGCGCCCCGCUGGGACGUGCCAGGCCAAUGAGACCAUCAUCUGUGAGCUGGGGAACCCCUUCAAACGGAACCAGAGGAUGGAGCUGCUGAUCACCUUCGAGGUCAUUGGAGUGACUCUGCACACGAGGGAACUCCAGACACAGCUACAGCUCUCCACGUCAAGUCACCAGGACAACCUGCAGCCCAUGACCCUGACCCUGCUGGUGGACUACACGCUCCAGGCCUCACUCAGCAUGGUGAGUCACCGCCUACAAAGCUUUUUUGGGGGAACAGUGAUGGGCGAGUCUGGCAUGAAAACUGUGGAGGACGUGGGAAGCCCCCUCAAGUAUGAAUUCCAGGUGGGCCCAGUGGGGGAAGGGCUGGCUGCCCUGGGGACCCUGGUCCUAGGGCUGGAGUGGCCCUAUGAAGUCAUCAAUGGCAAGUGGCUGCUAUACCCUACAGAGAUCACCAUCCACGGCAAUGGGUCCUGGCCCUGCCAGCCACCUGGAGGCCUUGUCAACCCUCUGAAUCUCACUCUGUCGGGCCCUGGGGACAGGCCGCCAUCUCCACAGCGCAGGCGGCGACAGCUGGACCCAGGGGGAGGCCAGGGUCCCCCGCCAGUCACUCUGGCUGCUGCCAAAAAGGCCAAGUCUGAGGCCCAACUGACGUGUGACAGUGACCGCACCCGCUGCGUGUGGCUGGAGUGCCCCAUUCCUGAUAGCCCUGUCAUCACCAAUGUGACAGUGCGGGCACGAGUGUGGAACAGCACCUUCAUCGAGGAUUACAGAGACUUUGACAGAGUCAUGGUAAGCGGCUAUGCUACCCUGUUCCUCCGAACCAGCAUCCCCGCCAUCAGCAUGGAGAACAAGACCGUGUGGUUCUCAGUGGACAUCGACUCGGAGCUGGAGGAGGAGCUGCCAGCGGAGAUCGAGCUGUGGCUGGUGCUUGUGGCCGUGAGUGCCGGGCUGCUGCUUCUGGGGCUGAUCAUCCUCUUGCUCUGGAAGUGUGACUUCUUUAAGCGGACCCGCUAUUACCGGAUCAUGCCCAAGUACCAUGCAGUGCGGAUCCGGGAGGAGGAGCGCUACCCGCCUCCAGGGAACACCGCGCCUACCAAGAAGCACUGGGUCACCAGCUGGCAGAGUCGGGACCGAUACUACUGACGUCCUCCCUGCUCCCCCCUCCCUGCUCCCCCGGUGCCCCCUUUUAUUUAUCAUAAAUUAUGCCCCUGACAGUCCACAGGGGCCACUGCCUUUGGCUGGCACCCACAGGCUCAGGCACACACACCUCUUCGAGCACGUGUCUGUGCCAUCCGGCUACAGGCUCCCCGCAGGAGGAAGCCCACCACAGCCCCCGGGCCCUGGACACACAUGGGCCCCACUGCUUGGGGACUGUGUUCAUGCACCAUGGACGAUGCGUGGAUGCACUCGGCCCUGCCUCCGCCUGUGCCAAAACCAAGCCCAAGGGCCUCCACCGGAGCCAGGAGGAAAAUGCCCCCGCUGUGGCGACGCCUCCCCCCAUUCACACUGGACCCAUCUUGAGCCACAGUCACUGGACUGACUCUGCUAUUAAGUCUGAAACUACUGACUGGGAACCGUGCGCCAGGCCCCCAGCCGCUGCUCCCGGCUCCCAUGCCAGAGGGUGUGGGGUGGCCUGUCUCAGGUUGUCCAUGGUGCCGUUUACAGGGCUUGGCAUGCUCAGACCCAAGAGCAGAGGGAGCUAGAAGGAAGGCCCCUGAGCUGGCUUUCCUUCCCAGACCUCUGUGAUGCCUCUCUCCUCGGCCGCAGCCCAUACUGGCCAGGGAAGCAGUCGGAAGAUGGACAGUCCUCUAGACGGCUCGGCACGCUGCCAUGGGAACUCAGUGGAACGCUCAGCAGAGGAGGGGACCGGUCCUGGGCCAAGGAGAUGUUGGAAGUAUAGAGAUACCACUUCUUACUCACUACUACCAUCCAGGCCUCUGAAGGCCUGGAGAGACCCCCCCCACACACACACACCCAAGGUCACAGAGGGAGCGACACUUGAAUGUAGAACAGGGAGGGAGCCCUGGGCUGGAGAUUAUUCUGCCCCCCACCCGCCCCCUCCCCCCCAGGGGUAGGGGACCUAGAAGUGGAGUUCUUGGCUGUCCUUGGCUUUCUCAGAGCCAACCUAGCUCUGCCUCCUCCCACAUGGGCUAAGUCCGGAGGCCCAGGCUAGAAGGUGAGGCUGGACCCAGGGAACCUCUCCUGAACCCUGCCCCUUGGCAGUCCCCUUUUCCAGUCUCCACCCCCUUCCACGGUACUGUAGCGGGGGGGCUCCCUCCCUCUCCUUGUGCCUUCUUUGUAUAUAGGCUUCUCACAGCAACCAGUAAACAGCUCCCAGUUUUUA
This is a messenger RNA of Suricata suricatta (meerkat), 4777 nucleotides long. RefSeq names its product integrin subunit alpha 3 (gene ITGA3). The coding region runs from base 376 to 3576 and encodes 1066 amino acids. Gene Ontology annotation, cellular component: integrin complex; external side of plasma membrane. The record is from RefSeq and is a predicted model, not a curated record. NCBI's taxonomy places the organism in Eukaryota, Metazoa, Chordata, Mammalia, Carnivora, Herpestidae. The transcript is spliced from 25 exons. Gene Ontology annotation, molecular function: integrin binding. Gene Ontology annotation, biological process: cell-cell adhesion; integrin-mediated signaling pathway; leukocyte migration.